Molecule: messenger RNA, 1896 nt
Organism: Ruditapes philippinarum (Manila clam)
Lineage: Eukaryota; Metazoa; Mollusca; Bivalvia; Venerida; Veneridae
Exons: 5
Coding region: 248-919 (223 amino acids)
Cellular component (GO): nucleus
Source: RefSeq, a predicted model, not a curated record
UCUUAGCUAAGAAAAUUUUUUAUCUUAAGAUUAAGUCGUAUUCUGAAAACGACUUAAGAAAAACUUAGCUGAGAUUAUUCUUAAGAUUGAGAAAUAUCUUAAGUAAUAAAUAUUUCACUUAAGAAAAUUCUUAAGUCGGUCGCUAAUGAAAGCGGUUUUCCCGUUGCUUAAAAUAGUAACGGAAGUACUCUCCAAUGUCUUAAAAUAGUACCGGAAGUUUAUCCGCUGUCAAACAGACGAUACUGUAAUGGAUCUCGUAAAGAAAAGAUCGGCAAACUUUUCCGAACAAGAAUGCGUCUUGUUGAUGGAGAUACUUGGUGAGGUUUCGGAGUUAAAUCCAAACCUCACCAGGUAUCAAUACCUGAAACACAAAUUUACCAAUGGGAUUACCUCUAAAUCUAAGAGAGACCAAUGGAAUCAGAUUCACAACAGAUUCGUUUCAUGUUCAGGGACAUCUAGAAACCAAGAAGAAUUGGAGAAGAAAACGAACAAUCUGGUUCAAAAACACAGGAAUUUGUACUCGGAUUUCAAAAGAAAUAUAAGUCAGACAGGAGGCGGACCAAGAACACCUGCUCUUUCCUUCCUUACAGAGGCUGUUAUGGCCGUUGUAGGGAAGGAAAGUGUCAGUGUGGCUGGGGUAUGUUUGGGAGAACAUACAGAUACCACCAUUAUGACCUCGGUUGACAACAGUUCUGAAACUGCAGUACAGCUGCAAGAGGUGCAGUCUGAGGAAGUUGUUGUUGAAACCAGGUCUCAAUUGCCAGUGAGGGCAAAAAGCCAGUCACACUUCACAUCAAAGUCUUCCAACCACUGUGAAAUAUGUUGCAAAUCCAAACAAGAACUCAACAAACUGAAAAAAAGAAAAUUAGAACUGGAAAUUGAACUACUUAAAAAAAAGCUACAUCUACAAGAAGAAUAAUAUAUAUGAAUUCAGAUGAAAAUAUUAAAUAAAAAGUAAAUUGAAUUAUGGACAGAAAUAAAUAUAGGAUAUUUAGGUUUUUUCUAUAAAUACAGGAUUUAUUUUCCUCGACAAGGUAUGAAAAUAAAUAUUAAAUAUAUUGAAAUGUGAUAAUUUUCAUACCACAAGAUGAAAAUAAGUCCUGUAUUUGAAGAAAAAACAUUUUAUGAGCAUUUUAUUUCAUCAAUAUUUUUCAAUAUUUCAUUAAUAAGAAUGUAAUAAAUAGAGGAUAUUCAAGUUUUUUCUAUAAAGACAUGAUUUAUUUUCAUCGAGUGGUAUGAAAAUAAAUAUUUCAUGAGUGGCGGUAGCCACGAGUGAAAUAUCGUAAUUUUCAUGCCACAAUUAAGAUGAAGAUAAAUCAUGUAUUUAUAGAAAAAACUUGAAUUUUUUGUUUAUUAUAUACAUUUUUCUGUUUUUUGACAUAAAAAUUUGAAAGACUUUCCCUUAAAUUUUGUGUACUGGCAGAAUUUAAAAGAAAGUAGUCCGGCAAGACACCAGUGAAAAUACGGAAAAUAUGUUUCACUGCAGUGAAAAAUAAUUUUUUACAGUGAAAAUACGGAAAUGAAAAUAUGCAUUUUAUUUCAUCAAUAUUUCAUUUAUAAGUAUAUAAUAAAUUGCCAUAUUUAAAUUUUGCUUCUUUUGGGGAAAUAAUAACUGCAUAAUUAUGUCAUGUUAAAAAUGUAAAAAAUGUCAAAAUUUUGCAAAAUUACAUGUUAACAUUGAUAUUGUGACAUCAUGAUUUAAUGAGGGCGUGAAAAAUAAUGCAUGACAUUAAACUGCAUAUGUCAGUAAAAAAUGACUUAAGAUCACUGACUGAAACAUGAAAUAAAUAGGAAAUUUGUUUUUGGCAAGACUGAGAGAUAUAUUUCACUUGUAAACUGGAAUCAAAUGUCAGUGUUAAGCAUUGUCAGUGUAUCAAAAGAGAAAUUACCUUUCAA